This is a messenger RNA of Tetrahymena thermophila SB210, 924 nucleotides long. RefSeq lists its product as hypothetical. The transcript has 3 exons. Lineage: Eukaryota; Ciliophora; Oligohymenophorea; Hymenostomatida; Tetrahymenidae. The record is from RefSeq and is a predicted model, not a curated record.
AUGUUUGAUAUGUGCUUUUAUAAAAUUAAACAAAUUUUAAAAGUUAAAAUAAUUUUUUUUAUAAAUCUUGCUAAAUUUUACAAAGAAAAAUCAAUAAUUAAGCUUAAUUUUAGCAUUUACAUUUUUUAAAAUUAUUAAAUUAAAUUCAUAUAUUUCUAACUUUUUCAAAUACUUGAUUCUAAAAAUUAAUUAAUUUUGCCUUUGAAAUUAAUUAAUUAAAUUAUUUCAAAAAAACAAACUUCCAAAAAUAUCCAUAAAAUUUAAUUUAAAAUAAAUAUUUUAUUAAAAAGAUUUUAAUUUCUGUCAUCUAUCUCUCAGCUAAUACCAACAUUUUAGCUUACAUUUUCACAAGAAAAAAACCUUAAAAUUGAUUAAAAAACAAGUUUUUAAAGUUUUCAAAUUGUUAUAAACAUUAAUUAGCUAAUAAGCAUGAUUUUCAAGUUGAGAAUCUUUAUAGGAAGGAUGGUGACCUUUAUUUCUUCUAAAUUAAGUAAGUAAGCUCUUAUAAUGAUAAAGUAAACAAAUCUCCUAAAUCUUCAAUUCCUAGUGAUAAUUAUCUCAAUGCAUCAUUUUUUCAAAUAAAAAUUGUUUUAAAGCAAAGUAAAUAGUUUUUUUAUUAAACUCAAAUAAGUAAAAUUGAUCAAUCUUAUGAGCUCAAAAGACGACAGAUUCUUAUUCUAUAUUGAAUUAUCUAACAUUGUUAAAUAAAAAAUCAAUUAUUACCUUAAGUUGAGCUACAGAGAUGAAAACUUUAACACUUUCUAGUUUUUUUACAGUUUUCAUAAUCUUUUAUCAUAAAAACUUUAAUUAAAUAUUUAUCAUCUUCUGAUUUAAUAAAUAAAUGAAUUUUAUUUUAAAAGUAUAGAAAAUAAUUUAUAUUUUUGUCUAAUAAAAUUAGAAAUAAUAUUUAUUAGAGGUAUUUGA